Spea bombifrons (plains spadefoot toad) is the source of this 905-nucleotide messenger RNA. RefSeq names its product immunoglobulin kappa light chain-like. NCBI's taxonomy places the organism in Eukaryota, Metazoa, Chordata, Amphibia, Anura, Pelobatidae. The transcript is spliced from 4 exons. The coding region runs from base 111 to 815 and encodes 234 amino acids. The record is from RefSeq and is a predicted model, not a curated record.
CCCCAGUCAGUAUGGGAAAGAGACACUUGCAGAGCGAGGACGCAGCCUUGAGGGCUCUAUAAUUAUCCGAAGCGAACUCGUUUGACUAUCAGGGAGGCGCCAUCUACACCAUGAAGCUGCUGGUUCUGUCUCUGUGUUUGUGCUGCUCCUUGGAAAUGCCCGUCCACCAAGAAGGCCGAGUCUCUGCGCCCGCGGGCAGCACCGCCACGCUGGGCUGCCGGGUGGACGGGGAGGAGAACCUCAGCAUCCAUUGGUUCAAGCAGCUGCCGGGCGCCGCGCCAACGUACGUUCUGAGCCACGGAAACGACUCUCGUGUCCAGCGGUCCAAAGCCUUCGGCGAGCGCUUCCAGCCAAUCAGAAGCGGCGGUGCUAACUUUCUGCAGAUCGCGCAGGUCACUACGCAUGACAGUGGCGUGUACUGGUGCCUACCAGAGAAAGAACACGUCUACCCCGUCUGGGGCAACGGAACGCACCUCAGUGUUUUUGGAGGUUGGGAUGUCUCAGCUCCCUCCGUGACUCUCCUAACCAGCGGACCACCUCGGGAAGACAUGUCCGUGUUCCACGUCCUGUGCUUGGUUUCCAAUUUCUACCCCCCGGUCAUCGAGGUGACUUGGAAGGUGGGCGGCCAAUCGACCCCCGGAGAAGGUACUUUAGGAGCCUCACCCUCGGGAGAAGAGAACUCCUACACCUUGGCCAGCGUCCUGGAGCUUCCAGCCCGCCGUGGCCUCAGCGUCUCGUGUGAAGUGCGCCACGACUCAUCCAGAACUCUGAUUUCCAAAGAUAUUCACGACUGUUAUCCGGACAUUUUAGAUUAAGCUACAAACAUGCGCAGGUCUCCGGUCCGUCGUCUCCUGGAGAUAAAAUACACCCUAUCGACGCCAAUAAAACGCGAUGAUCAAAGGUUA